Impatiens glandulifera is the source of this 2916-nucleotide messenger RNA. Its product is annotated as glutamate receptor 2.7-like. The transcript is spliced from 5 exons. Gene Ontology annotation, cellular component: plasma membrane. The coding region runs from base 22 to 2877 and encodes 951 amino acids. The record is from RefSeq and is a predicted model, not a curated record. Lineage: Eukaryota; Viridiplantae; Streptophyta; Magnoliopsida; Ericales; Balsaminaceae. Gene Ontology annotation, molecular function: glutamate-gated receptor activity.
GACGUGGGAGUGAUUUUGGACAUGGAAACCGACCAAGGAAAGAUGGGUCUUACCUGCAUUUCCAUGGCCAUGUCCGAUUUCUACUCAAAUAUUAUUUACAAUUCUCAUUCAAAAUAUCACAAAACCAGAAUUUCCCUCCAUGUUAGAGACUCCAAAGGAACCGUUCUUGCUGCUUCUGCUGCAGCUUUGGACCUUUUGAAAAACGUGGGAGUAGAAGCCAUCAUAGGGCCUCCAACCUCAAUGCAAGCUGACUUUCUCAUUAAUUUGGGGGAAAUUGCUCAAGUUCCGAUUCUAUCUUUUUCGGCUACAAGUACGUUUCUCUCUUCCCUUCGAAGCGAUUACUUUUUUCGUGCCACAUUCAAUGACUCGACUCAAGUUGAUGCUAUUGCAUCUCUUAUUCAUUCCUUUGGGUGGCGAGAAGUAGUUCCCAUUUACGUGGACAAUGAAUUUGGAGCAGCUAUCUUGCCAUUUCUUGCCAAUGCCUUGCAAAAUGUUGAUGUUAGAAUUUCUCAUAGAACUUCUAUUCAUCCUUUAGCUAGCGAUGACGAGAUAUUAAUCGAGCUUUAUAAGCUUAUGACGAUGCAAACUAGGGUUUUCAUUGUACAUAUGGACCACAAGCUUGGUUUUCGAUUAUUCAACAAGGCCAAACAGAUUGGGAUGAUGAAUGAAGGAUAUGCCUGGAUCACAACCAAUGGAAUAACAAAUUCGUUAAGUAUAAUCGACCCUUCUAACUUAGUCGGGAUGGACUCAAUGCACGGGGUUCUUGGAAUAAAACCUCACGUUCCCAGAACAAGGCGACUAAAAGAUUUCGUAUCCAGAUGGAAGAAUGAAGCCCGGAAAAGUAACUUAGAUGAUACAAAUCUAAAUAUUUUCAGGUUAUGGGCGUAUGAUGCUGCAACUGCACUUGCGAUUGUCGUCGAAAAGGCCUAUCAGAUUAACUCAGUUGCUGGGAAAACGAGAGGACUAAACAUUACAACAAACUUAAACUCAAGCGGUACGAAUGAUCUUGAGACAAUUGGAGUUUCUCAAAUGGGAAAAUAUAUUAGCCAAGAAUUAUCGAGAACUAGGUUUAGAGGCAUUGGUGGAGAUUUCCAUAUCAUAAACGGGGAGUUACAAUCAUCCGCCUUCCAAAUUGUAAACUUUAUUGAUGAUCUUCGUGAGAGAGGGAUCGGGUUUUGGACGCCAACAAAUGGGAUAUCGAGACAAUUGGAGAAUAACAGCCGAGUUAAUUCCAAUACCAAAUUACUCAAGCCUGUCAUUUGGCCCGGCGAAGGUCGAUCAAAACCAAGGGGUUGGGAUAUUCCGUUGAAAGGAAAACGAUUGAGGGUUGGAGUGCCUGUGAAUGAGGGAGACGGAGACUUGGUGAAAGUUAUAAGAGAAGAGAACACCAAUGUGACCAAAGUUACUGGCUAUUGUAUUGAUGUAUUUGAUGCUGUUAUGGCUAGAAUGCCAUAUUAUGUUCCUUACGAUUACAUCCCUUUCGAGAACCCUAGUGGGAAGGCGAUUGGUAACUACAAUGACUUGGUGUACCAGGUUUUUCUCGGGAACUACGAUGUCGUGGUUGGAGAUGUGACGAUAUUAGCAAACAGAUCUUUGUACGUGGAUUUUACGUUACCAUACAUGGAGUCUCGGGUGAUGAUGAUCAUGCCCUACAUGGACAAGAAAACUAAAAAUCCUUUGGCUUUCUUGAAGCCAUUAACAUGGGAUCUAUGGGUCACUAGUGGGUGUUUCUUCAUCUUCGUUGGAUUUGUGAUUUGGAUUCUUGAACAUAGAUCGAACGGUGAUUUUGGUGGCUCUCAACUUCGUCAAGUCAGCACUAGCUUUUGGUUCUCCUUCUCUAUAAUGUUCCUUACACAUAGAGAACAGGUGGUUAGCAAUUUGGCUAGACUAGUUGUGAUCAUAUGGUGCUUUGUGGUUCUAAUUUUGACCCAGAGCUACACGGCUAGCUUGACAUCAUGGAUGACAGUUCAACAGCUCGAGCCAUCAAUUACAGAUGUUCAAGAUCUUAUCAAUAGAGGACAGAGUGUUGGAUACCCUAAAGGCUCCUUUGUUUUGACCUACCUUACACAUAUGGGUUUUAAGGAUUCUCAACUUAAGAUGUACAAGUCAACUGAAGAAUUGGAUGCCAUAUUCUCGAACAAAAGUAUACUCGCCGCGUUCGAUGAAAGCCCUUAUUUGAAGCAAUUUGUUCUGAAAUACUGCUCAAAGUAUAUAAUGGACAUGAGACCUAUUUCUAUGACUGGAGGCUUUGGAUUUGGUUUCCCGAAAGGAUCACCAUUGGUUCCCGAUGUGUCUAGGGAGAUCUUGAACGUGAUUGAAAAUGAUCAAAAGAUAGAGAAACUGGAAAAAGCAUUGUUUAAGGAUUGCCAACAUCAAGAUUCAAAAGUAGAUUCAAACAGACUCAGUCUCGGGAAUUUUUGGGCAUUGUUCCUCAUUGUUGGCGUUGCUUCUUCCUUCGCUGUCAUUAUAUUCCUCGCCAUGUUAAUCUACGAGCAUAGACAUUUCUUGAUGCAAUACGAUCUCAAAUCUUGGCUGAAGAGAAUGAAAUACAAGGGGAAAAAAACCCACAAAGAUAAUAUGGAUCUUCACCAAAUUGAAAAUGAUCAUCAUGAUGAUAUUGGAGAGGUACUAGCACCAGUUGGUAAUGUAACAUUCACUCCAUCCCCGGGUGCUCCCUUCAUUCCUAGCAGGUCUAGUAUUUCCGAAGACAUGGACUUUGUCGAUACGAGUGGAAGAGAACGCGAAACUUAUUCAACCUUCGUGCCCGGGCCAAGCUCGUUUGGUCACGAAAUCCAACUCCAAGAGAUAAUUGAAGUUCAAAAUCAAGAUAGACAAGGCCUGGCAGAUAUUCAAGAACUUACCCUAAGGAUUCAUUAAGGAAUGCAUCAAUAAUCACAUAUAAUAGAUGUUUUUAUC